Choloepus didactylus (southern two-toed sloth) is the source of this 1050-nucleotide messenger RNA. RefSeq names its product testis expressed 33 (gene CIMIP4). NCBI's taxonomy places the organism in Eukaryota, Metazoa, Chordata, Mammalia, Pilosa, Megalonychidae. The record is from RefSeq and is a predicted model, not a curated record.
CAGCACACACCCGAGUGGUUCAGAUGUUAGGAAAGAGAUUGCAGAGAGUUGCUUGUGAGUGAAGAGUGCCCAGGCUGCAACUGGACCUAUCUUCCCUCCCUCCUUCAUCGACAUCUCUUGGGACCUUUCUCCCCAGGACUAAGCUUGGAAUUGCCUGUCCCAGAACAGGAGCCAAUGGAGCUGGGCCACAGAGCAGGUACUGUCACCUUGACCAGGGCCCAAGCUAAUACCAACAAGGAGGGGCAGCAGGAUGCAGAGCCCUGGAGCACGUGCCCACAGCCCCUUGGAACCUCGCAGCUCAAGUACCAGGCCCCGCUUUCCCCGCAGGCACCCCUGCCCCAGGGAGGCAGCACCGGAAGUAGCCAGCUGGGGUUGGACCACCCCGAGGAGAUCCGGCCUCCGCCCCCGACGGCCGUCGCAAGGUUCCCUCGGGGGAAGGACCCGCAGCCUGGGCUCCUGAAGAAGGGCGACCCCAGGCCCUCCUCAAGGGGGAGCAAGGCCUCCCGAGAUGGAGGUCAGCCAUGCCAGGGGCCCAAGGAGGCCCCAGCCUGGCAGCCCAGGACCGAGAGGGCCCAACCCAGGAGCCGGGAGAAGAACAGCGUCAUUCCCAACAACAUCCGCCACAAGUUUGGGAGCAAUGUGGUGGACCAGCUGGUCUCUGAGGAGCAGGCUCGAAGGGCCAUUGGUGAAGUCGUGGAGGGCCAGAAGAGGUCCAGCUCAUGGCCCAGCAGGGCCCAGAACCCCGUGGAACUCUCCUCCAUCUUCUCAGACUACUAUGAUCUGGGCUACAACAUGCGGUCAAACUUAUUUCAAGGGGCUCCUGAGGAGACAAUUAGCCUCAUGAAGGCCUCCUACACCCCAGAAGUGAUUGAGAGAUCAGUGAGGGACAUACAACACUGGCAUGGCAGGAAGACGGAUGAUCUGGGACGGUGGCACCAGAAAAAUGCUAUGAACAUGAACUUGCAGAAAGCAUUGGAUGAAAAACUUGGAGAAAAGAAGUCCAAGGGUUCAAAGUAGUAGAUUCAACACCAAAGGGAUGCCCUCCUCUCA